CUCCAUCCCAGCCACUCCGUGGUCAAGCGUACUCAUGCGAUAGUGAUCCUUUUUGCGGUUGGGAGUGUGCAAGAACAUUCUGCUUGCGGGACUGGAGUCGCAAAGAACACCCGAGCUUCCGCGCCAGCGACGUCAUCAGUUCAGCAACCUGCUUUGCAUGCAUGCCACUUUGUUAGCGUUGACAGCGAGCUACGAUAAACGAUAGACGUAAGAGCCAGUAAGCUUCGGCGAUAUAUCAAGUGGCUGCAAGACCUUCAAGGCAAUCAAAGAUCCGGUCAGGUUCGACAAGUCAAGAAAGAUAUGGAGCCUAGUACUGCCCCACCACAAUCCAUCGAGCAGCUGCGACAUGUCGCACUCAACUUCCCUAUAAUCGACAACCAUGCUCAUAACCUCAUCCUGCCGACGCAUGCGGAGACAAUCCCAUUCGAGACUAUCACUUCAGAGGCGCAGGGUCGAGCUCUACGAGAUACUUUCAAGUCCCUUGCUCACCUAAGGGCAGCACGGCAGUUGCGUGAGCUCUACCAGCUUGACGACGAUGCGGACUGGAGCGAUAUCCUCGAGCAAAGAGAAGAGUGGCUUCGCUCUGAUUCUGAGCGUUUUAAUCAGCGCUGCUUCGAAGGUGUCACGGCCUUACUUAUCGAUGACGGCCUCGCUGGACCUGGGAAGGCCCAUCCGUACGACUGGCAUGAUCGCUAUACAGACGCACCGAGCAAGCGUAUCGUACGCAUCGAGACUGUUGCUGAGCGCUUAAUGGAAGCCAUUGUGAAGGACGCCGACGAGGAUGACCUUGGACGAACGCACUUCUACACCGAAACCUGGACUAUAUUCAUGGAUGACUUCGAGCGCAAGAUCCAAGAGGCUGUCGAUGAUCCGGAAGUCGUGGGGUUCAAGACCGUCAUUUGCUACAGGACCGGACUGGACAUCGAAGAAGACUACGAGCGCGCUGCGAAAGCAGUCGGUUACCCUUUCGAGCGGUACGUUAAGAGUUGCGUCCGUAAGCGCAGCUUUAGAGUCGAGCGGAAGGCACUCAACGAUUACCUGGUGUUGAGGACUCUUGAGAUUCUGUCAGAUGAUCUUGCACGCUCGGACGGAUUCUCCAAGCCAUUGCAACUGCAUACCGGACUUGGCGACAACGACAUCGACCUGAGCUUGUCAAAUCCUGCAUUUCUCCAGCCACUCAUCGAAAACUACCCCAACGUUCCGUUCGUCAUUCUCCACUCAGCCUAUCCAUACACACGUGAGGCUGGGUACUUGGCAACAGUAUACAAGCAUGUUUACCUCGAUCUGGGCGAGGUGUUUCCAAUGGUUAGUCGAGAUGGGCAAAGAGCAAUCCUGCGACAAGCAUUAGAGUUAGUACCGGGUAGUAAGCUUCUCUACUCGAGUGAUGGACACUGGUUUCCGGAAACCUUCUGGCUUGCCAACAAGCAGUUCAGAGAGGUCUGGCUUGAUCUUCUUAUCGAGUAUGUCGAGAAGACUGAUCUUACGACACACCAAGCGAUUGGCAUGACCAAGGAUAUUCUGUUCAACAACUCAAACAUGCUAUACAGACUGGGCUACGAGCCCCUGUUCAGCGAGAUACCACGAGAGGCACCUAAGCAGCUGACUUUCAAUACGAAAAGCACAGGGGAACCGCAGUCACGGUCACAAUCACAGCCUUCACCGGUGCCCAUUGCAAUGCCUUCACCGUCGUACAGAAGCGUUGGGCCACGCUCAGACUCACAGAUCUCACCUCGUCAUCGAUCUGCUAGUCCGUACAGUGCAUCUCCAUUCCCACCUCCCUCGGGGAUCACGUCGCAACUUUAUGAUGUAGCUCAUUUCACUGAUUUCAUGCAGCAGAAUUCGGGUAUCAAGUUCGUCUACGUCCAAUGGCUAGACUACACGGCAACGAUGCGCGUCCGCAUUCUUCCAAUCAAGGAGUUCACUCGCAUCAUCCAUGAAGGGGGGCGCAUUGGCAUAUCGCAGGGCAACAUGGGGACCCUGCAGAACGACUCGUUAACACCCGUUGUCAACACAAAGGGGCAGAUCUACGUAGAACCGGACUUGCUUUCCUUGCGUCGAGCGCACGACAAGGACCCUCUCAAAGCCGCGACAGUCCUAAGCUACUGGCGCUCUGAAGAUGGCCACCCACUGCCCGCAUGUCCGCGCAACAAUCUCGAAACGCUCAUCACUGAACUCCAAUACAAGUAUGACACAACCCUCCAAGUAGGUUUCGAAAUUGAAGUCACCUUCCUCGUUGGAGACAAACCGCGCAACCCCUUCAAUUCUCAGCCCCCUCAGCAAUCCUACGAAGGAGUCACCACUAUACAUGCAUGGUCCACCCUAACACCUACACAAUGGCUCCAGACGCCUAUGCUCGCCGAGAUCGCAACAUCUCUCUCCGACAUGGGCAUCGAUCUCCAGCAGUUCCAUGCCGAAUCCGGACCAGGUCAGUACGAGUUCAUUCUGCCACCAGCUCCUCCAUUACUCGCCAUCGAUACACUCAUUCAAACGAGACAAGUCAUCGCUCAGAUCGCAGCUCUAUACGGCCUACGAGCGACACUGCAUCCCAAGCCAUUCGGCGAGAAAGGUGCAGGCAGCGCAGCGCACGCGCAGAUCUCAAUACAACCACCAACCCGCGAUAGAGAAUUCUUUGUCGGUGGCGUGUUGAAUCAUCUACCCGCUUUGUGUGCGUUCACUAUGCCCGAUGCACAGAGCUACGGCCGAGUCAUAGACGACCAGUGGACGGGCGGCACAUGGGUUAGCUGGGGCACGCAUAACUGGGAGUGUCCACUGCGGCGUAUUGAAGACGGGCAUUGGGAGAUUAGAUGUCUUGACGGCCUUGCGAACAUGUACUUCGUCAUGGCUGGUAUUGUUGCGACGGGUAUGCUGGGGCUGGCUUCUGUGCCUGCUGCAGCGCCGCCAAUGCAGACAUAUGAUCAGAGUGUCGCUGGCGCGACAGAGCACGGCGGUGUCGGCCUUGCGGAUGGAGAGGAGAGGCUGCAGCAGCCAGUUCCUGAGCGUGAGCAAGGGUACACGGAGUUGGAUCUCCCUGUCAACCCCUCAACGCUUGACGAUGAGGGAAGGGCGAAGUAUGGGGUGACUAGAAAGAUGCCAAAGUCUUUCAACGAGGCGUUUGCUAGGCUCAAGGCUGAUGGCGAACUAAAGGAGGCGUUGGGAUCGGAGAUGGUGAGGGAUUACUUGACGAUGAAGGAUUGUGAGCAGGAUAUGUUGGAUAAGAUGGGCGAGGUGGAGAGGCGGGAGUGGCUCAUUGAGCGGUAUUGAUUGCGUUUGUAUGUUUUCCCUAGUACAUAGUAACGAUGUCGAUGAUUCAC
Messenger RNA from Didymella exigua CBS 183.55, 3311 nucleotides. Its product is annotated as glutamine synthetase/guanido kinase. The transcript is spliced from 2 exons. The record is from RefSeq and is a predicted model, not a curated record. The coding region runs from base 301 to 3261 and encodes 986 amino acids. Gene Ontology annotation, molecular function: hydrolase activity; glutamine synthetase activity. Lineage: Eukaryota; Fungi; Ascomycota; Dothideomycetes; Pleosporales; Didymellaceae.